Molecule: messenger RNA, 2169 nt
Organism: Hibiscus syriacus
Lineage: Eukaryota; Viridiplantae; Streptophyta; Magnoliopsida; Malvales; Malvaceae
Product: low affinity sulfate transporter 3-like
Exons: 12
Coding region: 57-2033 (658 amino acids)
Biological process (GO): transmembrane transport
Cellular component (GO): membrane
Molecular function (GO): secondary active sulfate transmembrane transporter activity
Source: RefSeq, a predicted model, not a curated record
ACGAUGUGAUACAAUAGUUAGCUCAGAGUGAAUUCAAUCAAACGGUUCAAACAAUCAUGGGUUCUAUGCCUAACACUACGGUGGCUCAGCCGCCGCCGCAGCUAGACCUGGAGGAUAACAGUCGAAACGAGAGAGCCCAGUGGUUGAUUAAUUCACCUGAGCCUCCUAGUUUUUGGCAGGAACUUGUUGGUACAAUCAAAGGAAGUUUCUCCAGUCAUGGACGAAAGCUUUCCUCAUCGACCACCAUGGGGAAACGUGCCAUGUCCUUCUUCCAGGGUUUGUUUCCAAUCCUCAGCUGGGGAAGGACUUACAAGGCUUCCAUGUUUAAACAUGAUUUAAUGGCGGGUUUAACACUUGCAAGCCUUAGCAUUCCUCAGAGUAUUGGAUAUGCUAAUAUAGCAAAACUUGAUCCUCAAUAUGGCCUAUACACAAGCGUUGUCCCACCUCUUAUUUAUGCGCUGAUGGGGAGCUCAAGAGAGAUAGCUAUUGGACCAGUAGCGGUGGUUUCGAUGCUGCUGUCUGCCAUGGUUCCCAGCCUGGUGGAUCCUACAGUUGACCCCAUUGGGUACACGAGGCUAGUGUUCACUGUGACAUUCUUUACCGGAACUUUCCAAGCCAUAUUUGGACUGUUUAGAUUGGGGUUCCUGGUGGAUUUUCUUUCACAUGCUGCAAUUGUUGGAUUCAUGGCGGGUGCAGCCAUUGUCAUAGGCCUUCAACAACUGAAGGGACUAUUUGGACUGAGUCACUUCACCACCAAGACUGAUGUCGUAUCAGUUUUGACCUCGGUUUCCAAAUCAGUUCCACAUGAAUGGUACCCUCUGAAUUUCAUCCUGGGUUGCUCCUUCCUGGUAUUCCUACUAGUCGCCAGGUUCAUUGGAAGACGAAGCAAAAAAUUAUUCUGGUUCCCGGCAAUAGCUCCACUUUUGUCGGUCAUAUUAUCCACCCUGAUUGUAUAUUUAACAAAAGCUGACAAGCACGGGGUGAAGAUAGUAAAACACAUAAAAGGAGGCCUCAAUCCAAGCUCAGUCCAUCAAUUACAAUUCAACAGCCCACAUGUUGCAGAAGCAGCCAAAAUCGGGUUGAUUUCUGCAGUUGUUGCCCUCACCGAAGCCAUAGCAGUUGGCCGAUCAUUUGCUUCAAUCAAAGGAUACCAUUUAGACGGUAACAAGGAAAUGGUGGCCAUGGGUUUCAUGAACCUUGCAGGAUCCCUUACUUCUUGCUAUGUAGCAACUGGUUCAUUUUCAAGGACUGCAGUAAAUUUCAGCGCAGGAUGCCGAACCGUUGUGUCAAAUAUAGUGAUGGCCAUUACAGUGCUUUUGUCAUUAGUGUUGUUUACCAGGCUACUUUAUUACACCCCCGUCGCCAUCCUUGCUUCCAUCAUCUUGUCUGCACUUCCUGGACUUAUUGACAUCAAUGAAGCUUACAAUGUCUGGAAGGUUGACAAACUAGAUUUCCUAGCUUGUUUGGGUGCCUUCCUCGGAGUCUUGUUCAAAUCGGUGGAGAUUGGUCUUCUAGUUGCGGUAACUAUCUCUUUUCUCAAGUUAUUGCUGCUUUCCAUUCGACCAGCCGUUGAACAACUUGGAAGACUUCCAAGGACAGAUAUUUUUUGUGAAGUAGAUCAAUAUCCCAUGGCCAGUAAAACUCCAGGAUUAUUGACACUUCGCAUCAACUCUAGCUUACUAUGCUUCGCCAAUGCCAAUUUUCUCAGAGAAAGAAUAACCAGAUUAGUGACGGAAGAUGAGAAUGAAACAGAAGACACUGCAAAAGACGGAGUUCAAAUCUUAAUCCUCGACCUGAGCAAUGUGCUGAACAUUGACACUUCUGGAAUUCUGGCACUCGAAGAACUGCACAACAAUCUGGUUUCACAAGGCAUAAAACUGGCAAUUGUGAAUCUGAGGUGGCAAGUGAUCCACAAGCUAAAGCUGUCAAAACUUGUGGAGAAAAUUGGAGCCGGUUGGAUUUUCCUCACUGUUGCUGAAGCUGUGGACGCAUGCCUCACUUCUAAAUUGGCAAACAACAACAGCAACUUCUAAUUAAUGGCUUCACACCAUCCGAUACAAGUUCUUGAUUAAUUUCUGUUUAAUCAAGAACAUCAACAAAAUUGAAUAAAAAAUUGUCCUGCCUUCUGUGCAAAUUAUAAUUGGCUUCCAUAAUUUGUAGGUUUAUUGG